Molecule: messenger RNA, 5225 nt
Organism: Antechinus flavipes (yellow-footed antechinus)
Lineage: Eukaryota; Metazoa; Chordata; Mammalia; Dasyuromorphia; Dasyuridae
Gene: FZD7
Product: frizzled class receptor 7
Exons: 1
Coding region: 1118-2833 (571 amino acids)
Biological process (GO): canonical Wnt signaling pathway; non-canonical Wnt signaling pathway
Cellular component (GO): plasma membrane
Molecular function (GO): Wnt receptor activity; Wnt-protein binding
Source: RefSeq, a predicted model, not a curated record
UGGAGAGGAAGCUACAGAGAAAACAAAGCCUACCAUUGGAUUUGACUGGGCCACUGAGGCCCGCCCCCUAGGGUGGUUUGUGAAUGGGGUGGAGGGGGGGCAAAGGAGGCGGGGCUCCUUGGAACACUGCGAGAUAUACUCUUCCUUUGGGGAGUGCGCCGAGUUGGAAUUCGUUCCUCCGGACCCCUAGAUCCCCUUCCCGGCCCUGGGAGGUGGUGCCUGUAGCCACUGCUGGGAUCGAGUGGCAGAAAAGGGCCUGGGGGCCGCACGUCGGACUGCCACGCGAGCCCGGGCUGGAGCCACCGAGGGAAUCGAAGCGGGGGAGGCCCAGGACGACCAGUAAUUGGAUUUUCCAAACUUAUCGAACUCUCUGAGGAAAGACGCGGAUAAGGCUGGAAGCAGGAGUAAUCCGUUUAGCAGGAGCUUUGGUCGGAGCCCGUGGGGCCGCGAGCAGAGAGGAGUGGAACAGGAGGAGACAGCGGCAGGAGAAAAGAGAGGCGAGGCGAGGCGAGAAGGAGGAGGAGGAGGAGGCUGCUGCGGAGGAGAAGGAGGAGGAGCUGCAGGAGUAGAGGCGGCGGCGGCUGCAGCCUGAGUGAGCCAGUGGCUGCUCCAGCCCCGUGCUUGGCGGGGACAGACUUUGCUUUUGGGGGGGAGGGGGAGAGAGGGAGAAGAGACCGGGAAGGAGGAGGAGAUUAAAGGGACCUCGGGAAACUUUUGAACGUAAUCGGAGGCGCUUGUUGCUUCUCGACCCAGAAAGACGAACCGUUAAGUCCCGGCUUGGUAGGGUGGGGUGGUGGAGGGGAAUCUCUCCUCUCCUGGCCCCCAGGAAAGGCAGAGGAGCUUAGGACUGGUGGAGGAGCGAUCUCUGGCGCCCUGGUGGCUGACUGCUAUUAGACCUCAGCCCCGGGUGGGAGGCGGACCACGGCGGCACCCUUGGCUUGACACCUUCCCCCGCAACCCCCGGACCCCUGCCCUUGUUCUCAGCGCCCCGCCUCUAGACUCUCAUGUGCGGGGGGCAGCGGCGACGCCUCCCCGGGAUCCCCUUCUCGCCUCUUCAGACGCCUAAGCCGGCUUCUCCGAACUCUGGGUGAGGAGCGCGCUUCUCCCGCGGCUAGCAAUGCUGGGCCUAGGCACGGCCGUCCCCUCCGCCUCGCUGGGCCUGUGCGCCCUAGUGGGCGCCGCGCUGCUGGGCUUGCUGCCGGCGGGUUCUGGGGCGCAGCCUUACCAUGGCGAGAAAGGCAUUUCGGUGCCGGACCACGGCUUCUGCCAGCCCAUCUCUAUCCCUCUGUGCACGGACAUUGCCUACAAUCAGACCAUUCUGCCUAACCUGCUGGGCCACACCAACCAGGAGGAUGCCGGGCUGGAGGUGCACCAGUUCUACCCGCUGGUGAAGGUGCAGUGUUCGCCAGAGCUGCGCUUCUUCCUAUGCUCCAUGUACGCUCCCGUAUGCACGGUGCUGGAGCAGGCCAUCCCUCCCUGCCGCUCCCUGUGUGAGCGGGCUCGCCAGGGCUGUGAGGCGCUCAUGAACAAGUUCGGCUUCCAGUGGCCCGAGCGGCUCCGCUGCGAGAACUUCCCCGUGCACGGUGCGGGUGAGAUCUGUGUGGGGCAAAACACCUCGGAGAGUGCGGGAGGAGCGGGUGGAGGCCCUACAGCCUACCCCACGGCACCCUACCUGCCGGACCUGCCCUUCACUGCGCAGCCCAAGGGGCCCGGACGCCCCUCCUUUCCUUUCUCUUGCCCCCGACAGCUGAAGGUGCCGCCCUACCUGGGCUACCGUUUCCUGGGCGAGCGGGACUGCGGAGCCCCGUGCGAGCCGGGUCGGGCCAACGGGCUCAUGUACUUUAAGGAGGAGGAGAGGCGCUUUGCCCGGCUGUGGGUAGGCGUGUGGUCAGUGCUGUGCUGCGCUUCCACCCUCUUCACGGUGCUCACCUACUUGGUGGACAUGAGGCGCUUCAGCUACCCCGAGCGGCCCAUCAUCUUCCUGUCCGGCUGCUACUUCAUGGUGGCUGUGGCCCACGUGGCCGGCUUCCUUCUGGAAGACCGGGCCGUGUGCGUGGAGCGCUUCUCGGAGGAGGGCUACCGCACGGUGGCGCAGGGCACUAAGAAGGAGGGCUGCACCAUCCUCUUCAUGGUGCUUUACUUCUUCGGCAUGGCCAGCUCCAUCUGGUGGGUCAUUCUCUCUCUCACCUGGUUCCUGGCGGCCGGCAUGAAGUGGGGCCACGAGGCCAUCGAAGCCAAUUCGCAGUACUUCCACCUGGCCGCCUGGGCCGUCCCGGCGGUGAAGACCAUCACCAUUUUGGCCAUGGGGCAGGUGGACGGAGACCUGCUGAGUGGAGUGUGCUACGUGGGUCUGUCCAGCGUGGAUGCGCUGCGGGGCUUCGUGCUGGCCCCUCUCUUCGUCUACCUCUUCAUCGGGACCUCCUUCCUGCUGGCCGGCUUCGUGUCCCUCUUCCGAAUCCGCACCAUCAUGAAGCACGAUGGCACCAAGACUGAGAAGCUGGAGAAGCUCAUGGUGCGCAUCGGGGUCUUCAGCGUGCUCUACACGGUGCCGGCCACUAUUGUCCUAGCCUGUUAUUUCUACGAACAGGCGUUCCGGGAGCACUGGGAGCGCACCUGGUUGCUGCAGACUUGUAAAAGCUAUGCGGUGCCCUGUCCCCCGGGUCACUUCCCCCCCAUGAGUCCUGACUUUACGGUCUUUAUGAUCAAGUACUUAAUGACCAUGAUCGUGGGCAUCACUACCGGCUUCUGGAUCUGGUCAGGCAAGACCCUGCAAUCUUGGCGCCGUUUUUAUCACAGACUCAAUCACAGCAGCAAAGGGGAGACUGCCGUAUGAACCCGUCCCUUUCUGCCCUCCCUUCCCUCUUCCCACUCCCCACCAAACCCGCUGCUGGGGGGAGGAGAGGCUGAGGAAAGAACUUUUCGUAUUUUGGGUUUUUUUUGUUGUUGUUGUUGUUUAUUUGUUUUAUUUUGAACUGCCUCCCCUCCUUCCCUUCACCAAAGAACAUUCUGUAAUCUUCGUUGCAGAGUCUGGCAGAGGGGUGGGUUGAACAAGGGAGCCUUGAAUGUAAAGACUUUAGGUUGGGGGAUGGGGGGAAAGACACUCUGGAUACAGACUUCCAAGAGAAUAAUAAUAAUUUAAAAAGCAUUUAAAGGUACAGUAGGACAUUGAUCUCCGGCAAAGCAAAUCCUGAAGAACAGAUUCUGAAGGCUUCCCCCUUUCAGGGGGCUGAACUCUGGGGCAGUACUGUUGGCUCUCUGCUUCAAGGAAAGUUGCUUGUCUAACUCCUGUGGUGCCCGGGUGAAAGGUAAAGCUGUGUCUGCUGCGGCUUUGUUGGGAGAAGGGAGGACCCCAUGCAGUGUCCUUGUCAAGCAGUGGUCAAACCAUAAUCUCUUUUCACUGGGGCCAAACUGGAGCCCAGAUGGGUUAAUUUCCAGGGUCAGACAUUAGUCUCUUCUAACCAAUUCCCUCUCCCCCCUCCCCUACUUCUGUUUCACUCCCUUACUCCUUUCAAGUCCUGUAAAAUAAGCAUUUGAAAAUCUUGAGAGGCAAUAAUUUUAAAUCCUAUUAUAUAUGUUAAAAGAACUGGGUAGAGUUCCUAAAAAGAAUCGGGCUACUCUGGGAUUCCUCAGCUAUGACUUUCCUAAGAUAAGUUGUAGCUUUCCCUUCCUCUCUUUCCCCAGAUCCCCACUUUUAAAUUGUUUUGGUAGGGGAUGGGGUAUUUAAUAAUGUUCUUUAUAUUGAAAAGCAACAAGUCACAACACUUCUUUUCACAACCAGAAUGGUGCUUUUAAAAAAAAAAAAAAAAGCCACCCUUGUCUUUGUUGCCAGACACAAAAGAGAAAACAAAAAAGUGUCUGUGAGUGGAAAGAUAUAACUGAAAACGCCAACUUUUAUGGGCAGAAUAGUCCCCCUAAAAAUCAAAGGUUUACUUUUGGAUAGUAAUUUAGUAUAGAUGAUCAUGGUCUUUAUGAAAAUAAAAAAGAAAGAAAAAGGCAGUAUGUUUUCAUACUCCUAUUUAGGCUUAAGUUUCAGAUUUAACUAAAGGUAACUGAAGAGUAGAGGAUUUGGGAUUUGGGGGGUUUGGUGGGGUUUGUUUUUUUUUUUUUUUUGGUUAUCCUAUUUGUUUUAAACUGGGAAUUUAAUUCAGAACACCUGACAUAGCAAGCUCUGCUAAAAUGUUCAGAGAAAUCCCUUUCUUUAUGUCCCUUCUUAUAAGUCUGUAUUUAGUCUUUCUUUUUCUAUUUGAACCUUUCUAGAUGAAAGGAAGAGAAUAAUGCCUUGAGUCCUGUGAUAAAGGAAAAGUUUAAACCAUAAAGAACCAUUUUGUCCCUUUUUUUUUUUUAGUCCUAUGCAUAAAUCUCUUUCUAAAACAUGUGUAUGCUGACCUUCAGACUUUUAUUUUUGUGGGGGAUUGUAAUCUGGAAAGAUGAGAGCACUGUUAAAGUGAUCAAGAUUAAUCUCUUCUAAAACCAAAAGAGGAAAGUUCAUAUUGUGGGCCCUGUUUUUUAGAAAAAGUUAUUAAAAGGUAAACUUCAAAGUAAUUCCACAGUUCAUUUAAAAUGUACUAGAUGACUUAAGUUUAUUAAUCUUAAAAUCAUCUUUCUUUCUUUCUUUCUUUCUUUCUUUCUUUCUUUCUUUCUUUCUUUCUUUCUUUCUUUCUUUCUUUCUUUCUUUCUUUCUUUCGGGGGAGUAGAACAUGGAUUCUUUUGCAAAGUUUCCUGGAGUAGAACUUUGCUGGUUUUUCCCCUAAUUGCCAAUUUUAGAGAAAAUCCCAGAGUAGCCUUUUCUCUGCUGUUGGACACUACCCUCCUAUCCUAUUCUCCACAAUGUUUCCUAACAGUAAUUAUGUAAAGGAUACUGUCACUACUUGGAAACUGGCUUUAUGUAUGAAGUGCUGGAGAGUAAAGCUGCCAUGUUAAGCAAAGGGAGGAAAAACUGAAAUUCUUGCCCUUAGAAUCUCCAAAUCAGAUCCUUACAGAGCAUUACCACCUCUCAAACUGUGGCAUCAUUUGUGUUGUCUCUCAAGUGCAUGUGAAAAUUGUAAAAUAGAAGAGACAAUUGCAGUGUGUAUAUUUUGUAAAUCUCCCAUUUUUGUAAGAAGAUAUAUAUUGUAUUUAUACAUUUUUACUUUGAAUUUUUUGGGUUUUGCCUCUGAAAGUCUAUAAAUGAGGCCUCCACUUUACCACAUGUACAGAUCACAAAUAAAUUUUUUUUUAAAAAAGUA